Molecule: messenger RNA, 2515 nt
Organism: Trifolium pratense (red clover)
Lineage: Eukaryota; Viridiplantae; Streptophyta; Magnoliopsida; Fabales; Fabaceae
Product: beta-galactosidase-like
Exons: 19
Coding region: 1-2478 (825 amino acids)
Biological process (GO): carbohydrate metabolic process
Cellular component (GO): vacuole; cell wall
Molecular function (GO): beta-galactosidase activity; carbohydrate binding
Source: RefSeq, a predicted model, not a curated record
AUGAAGCAUACAAAAAUUUCUUUCUUGCUAUUAUUAUUUUUGUGGGUUUGUUCAGUGACUGGCUCAGUGACCUAUGAUCACAAGGCCAUUGUUGUUAAUGGACAGAGAAGACUUUUAAUUUCUGGGUCCAUUCAUUAUACAAGAAGUACACCUCAGAUGUGGCCAGAACUUAUUCAAAAGGCCAAAGAUGGAGGCUUAGAUGUUAUACAAACUUAUGUAUUUUGGAAUGGACAUGAACCUUCUCCUGGUCAGUAUUAUUUUGAGGAUAGGUACGAUUUGGUUAAGUUCAUCAAGGUGGUGCAACAAGCUGGCCUUUUAGUUCAUCUACGCAUUGGUCCCUACGCAUGUGCUGAAUGGAACUUGGGGGGAUUUCCUGUUUGGCUUAAGUAUGUCCCGGGUAUUGCAUUCAGAACAGACAAUGAGCCUUUCAAGGCGGCAAUGCAAAAUUUUACUACUAAGAUUGUCGACAUGAUGAAGGCAGAGAAAUUGUUUCAAACGCAGGGAGGUCCAAUAAUUUUGUCUCAGAUAGAAAACGAGUAUGGACCAGUGGAGUGGGAAAUUGGUGCUCCUGGGAAAGCUUACACGAAAUGGUUUGCUCAAAUGGCUGUAAGUUUAGAUACAGGUGUACCAUGGAUUAUGUGCAAGCAAGAAGAUGCUCCUGAUCCUAUUAUUGAUACUUGUAAUGGUUACUACUGUGAAAGCUUCAUGCCCAACAAGAACUUCAAACCCAAAAUGUGGACUGAAAAUUGGACUGGCUGGUACACAGAGUUUGGUGGUGCAGUUCCACGUAGAUCAGCAGAAGACACGGCAUUCUCUGUUGCAAGAUUUGUACAAAAUGGUGGCUCAUUUGUUAACUACUAUAUGUAUCAUGGAGGAACCAACUUUGAUAGAACAUCUGGUGGACCCUUCAUUGCUACAAGCUAUGACUUUGAUGCCCCUCUUGAUGAAUUUGGACUUUUGAACCAACCAAAAUGGGGGCAUUUAAGAGAUUUACAUAAAGCAAUUAAGCUAUGUGAACCAGCUUUAUUGUCUGUUGAUCCCACAGUAACUUGGCCAGGAAAAAAUCUAGAGGUACAUGAAUUCAAGACAAAUAUUACUGGUGUUUGUUCUGCAUUCCUUGCGAAUUAUGAUACCAAAUAUCCGGCGACAGUUAAAUAUGGGGACGGACAAUAUGAACUGCCACCUUGGUCAGUUAGCAUUCUUCCUAACUGCAAAACUGCAGUUUUCAACACUGCAAGGCUUGGUACUCAAAGUUCCUCAAUGAAGAUGACUGCUGCAAACAGUGCAUUUUAUUGGCAGUCAUAUAAUGAAGAACCAGCAUCAUCCGAUGAACGCGAUUCCAUCACAGCGUAUGCAUUAUGGGAGCAGAUAAACGUCACCCGAGAUUCUACUGAUUAUUUGUGGUAUAUGACAGAUGUCAACAUUGAUCCAAAUGAAGGCUUUAUAAAAAAUGGACAAUCUCCUCUACUUACAAUAAUGUCAGCAGGUCAUGCUAUGCAUGUAUUCAUUAAUGGUCAACUUUCAGGUACUGUGUAUGGUUCAUUGGAGUUUCCUAAAUUAACAUUUAGUAAGAAUGUUAAUCUAAGGAUUGGAAAUAACAAGAUCUCUUUACUUAGUAUUACUGUCGGUCUCCCGAAUGUCGGCGUGCACUUUGAGACAUGGAAUGCCGGGGUGUUAGGCCCGGUCACACUCGAGGGACUAAACGAGGGUACCAGAGACUUGUCUCGACAAAAAUGGUCUUACAAGAUUGGUCUUGAGGGUGAAGCCUUAAAACUUCACACUCUAAGUGGAAGCACAUCAGUUAGAUGGGUACAAGGAUCAUUAUUGGCUAUAAGAAAACCUUUGACAUGGUACAAGGCAUUUUUUAGAACACCAGCAGGCAAUGAUCCAUUAGCUCUAGAUAUGAGCAGUAUGGGAAAGGGUCAAGUAUGGAUAAACGGUCGUAACAUCGGACGACAUUGGCCAGGAUAUAUAGCACGCGGUAAAUGUGAGGAUUGUUAUUAUGCCGGAACUUAUACCGAAACAAAAUGUCGGACGAAUUGCGGACAACCCUCACAGAAAUGGUACCAUGUUCCUAGGUCAUGGUUGAACCCAAGAGGGAACUAUUUGGUUGUGUUUGAAGAAUGGGGAGGUGACCCUAAUGGAAUAUCUUUGGUGAAAAGAACAACAGGAAGUGUUUGUGCUGAUAUAUAUGAAAAUCAACCAACACUUAGGAACAAUGUUACUAGACUAGCUGAUUUGUGGUGUCCCAUUGGACAAAAGAUCUCCCAAAUUAAAUUUGCUAGCUAUGGAUUGCCACAAGGAACUUGUGGAAACUAUAGAGAGGGGAGUUGUCAUGCUCACAAAUCAUAUGAUGCUCCUCAAAGGGACUGCAUUGGCAAGCAAUCUUGCAUGGUAACUGUAGCUCCAGAAAAUUUUGGGGGAGACCCAUGUCCAGGAAUUGCAAAGAAGUUCUCAGUUGAGGCCCUAUGUAGCUAGGAUCAUGUGGUGAAGCAAUUUUUUUAGGUUAGGUAUA